AUGGCCGAAGAUGAUGCCGAGAAUGCCUUUUUCAAGGCUCAGGCAAUGAAUGCUGGUUCGGAUAACUAUAACGGCGCUGAAAACCAGAACACAGAGGCCUCAGAUUCCGAUGACUAUGAUCCUUCCAGCACACUUCAAGAGCAGUAUCCUGCCCCCUCGGAAGAUUCCAAGCCAAGCGAAAAUGUUUCGUCAGAUACCCCUGCUCCAGAUCCAAACCCCCAAACUUCCCUUCCGCAAGAUACAGACCCUAGUCAGCCGGCUGGCAGUGGUCACCCCUCCGAGACACCUUCACAGUCUGGGUCCCAAGCUCCGCCUGGUGUCUCUGUUCAGCCGAAAACCAGAACUAUUGGAGGGUUUGUGGUUGAGGAUGAGGAUGAGGAUGACACGGGGGAUGCGGAUUAUGAGCCACCAGCUGUACUAGGUGUCGAGGACUUGAAUACUAUACCUUCGCAACCCAUUCCAGGAAAUGCAAAUGAAGCUACUUAUACCCCUGAUGUAUCAUCGGUUGAAGCUGUGCAGGACUCUGCCAGCACGAAGAAUGUUCCUAAUAGUUCUCUUUCUUCUGUUACUGUCGCUUCUAAAAAUGAUGGCUUAGGCCACAACCUGUACAACUCACGUACAUCUUUGCAGCCCGAAAUCAAUCGAGAGAGCGCUACAGCCACUCCUAUGCCGGAGUCUCCCUCUACAACCAAGGGUCGCCUGCCACAUGAUCGAGUUGGGAUACUGGAAGACAGAAUCCAAGAAGAUCCCCGAGGUGACAUCCCUGCCUGGCUCGAGUUGAUUAAUGAGCACAGAGGUCGCAACAGGAUCGAUAGUGCUCGAGACGUGUACGAGAGGUUCUUGAAGGUGUUUCCAUUUUCUGCUGAGGUGUGGGUGGCCUACGCGACCAUGGAAUCUGAGCUCAAUGAGUUAUUUCGCCUGGAGCAGAUUUUCAAUAGGACGCUUCUCACCAUUCCAGCAGUCCAGCUCUGGACAGUAUACUUGGACUACGUCCGGCGGCGUAAUCCGUUAACCACAGACACCACUGGGCAGGCACGACGUAUAAUCUCGUCGGCAUACGAUUUGGCUAUCAAACAUAUUGGAAUGGACAAAGACUCUGGGUCUAUCUGGACAGACUACAUUCAGUUCAUUCGGUCUGGACCAGGGACAGCGGGAGGUUCUGGCUGGCAGGACCAGCAAAAAAUGGACCUGCUUCGAAAGGCCUACCAAAGAGCCAUAUGUGUUCCAAUGCAGGCCCUAAACACACUCUGGAAGGAAUAUGACCAGUUCGAGAUGGGUUUGAACAAACUCACGGGGCGGAAGUUUCUCCAAGAACAGUCGCCAGCGUAUAUGACCGCUCGCAGCUCAUAUGUCGAAAUACAGAAUAUCACUCGAGACCUCAAUCGAACAACAUUUCCCAGGCUUCCUCCUGUCCCGGGCUCUGAAGGUGACACCGAGUUUCUGCAACAAGCAGAAAUCUGGAAACGCUGGCUCACCUGGGAGAAAGGAGAUCCUCUCGUCCUCAAAGAUGAUGACCUGGUUGCGUAUAAAACCCGCGUCGUCUAUGUUUACAAGCAAGCCCUCAUGGCGCUCAGGUUUCUACCUGAAAUUUGGUUUGAAGCAGCUGAAUUCUGCUUCCUCAAUGACAUGGAGGCAGAGGGGACUGAGUUUCUGAAGAAUGGCGCUGAGGCUAACCCAGAAAGCUGCCUACUUGCCUUCAAGCGGGCCGAUAGACUGGAAAUUACUUCAGAGUCGGAACAAGAUUCUGCUAAGCGAGGCGCCAAAGUCAGGGAACCAUACGACAAGUUGCUGGACGCGCUGUAUGAGUUGAUCACGAAAGCUCGAACCCGAGAGGCUCAAGAUGUCGCCCGCCUGGAAGAAACCUUCGCAAACUCUAAUAAUGAGAAACAAGGCGGAACCGAAGACGACGAUGAUCAGAGUGACACCAAAGCAAAAGAAUCGGUCAAGAACUCCCAGAUUGAAGCGGUCCGAAAUGCACACUCGAUCCAGAUUGGAAUCCUAUCCAAAACGAUCUCAUUUGCCUGGAUUGCGCUCAUGCGCGCGAUGCGCCGUAUCCAAGGCAAAGGCAAGCCCGGAGAGUUACAAGGUUCACGGCAGGUGUUCGCAGAUGCUCGUAAACGGGGUCGCAUUACCAGUGACGUCUAUAUCGCAAGCGCCCUCAUCGAAUACCAUUGCUACAAGGAUCCGGCUGCCACAAAGAUUUUCGAGCGAGGUGCAAAACUGUUUCCUGAGGACGAGAACUUUGCCCUUGAGUAUCUGAAGCAUCUGAUAGAUAUAAACGACGUCAUUAAUGCCCGUGCUGUAUUUGAGAUGACGGUGAGGAAGCUCGCCUCAACUCCUGAUAAUGUGCAGAAGACGAAACCCAUAUUCGCUUUCCUUCACGAAUACGAGUCGAGAUAUGGCGACUUGGUCCAAGUGAUCAACCUCGAAAAUCGCAUGCGCGAACUGUUCCCUGAUGAUCCGACAUUGGAGCAGUUCUCGCACCGUUUUUCAACCCCUUCCUUCGACCCUACAACGUUCCGGCCGAUCAUUUCUCCUUCUCAGACAAGGCCGAAGACUGGAUACCCUGGAGAGCCAGUCAUGUCUCGCCAUGGCACUCCUACUUCUAGGUAUCAAGAACCCUCUGUUACACACUCGCCCAAGAGACCGCUGGAGGAUUUCGAUGACGAUCUAUCGCGACCCCGCAAAUUCGUCCGUGGCGAGUCACCACUCAAGACCACACAAAGACGACAAUUAGAUCAGCAAAAGCGACCACAGGCGGCACUUCAGGCGCCAACAGGGUCUCAGUACCGUUCCCACGGCUCACCUGCACCCUUGCCCCGCGACAUCGUCUACCUUCUCAGUGUCAUCCCCUCCGCGUCGACAUAUAACGCUGGGCGAUUCUCCGCGGAGAAGAUGGUCGAUCUUAUCCGCCGGCUAGACAUGCCGGGAUCCAUCUCGCAGAUUCCUUUGCCGCAAUCUGCUCGUGGCUUGGGAACAGGCCAGUCGACUGUAGGCGGGCAGCCCUUCUCUGGAAAUUACCGUUCGUGA
Aspergillus calidoustus is the source of this 3030-nucleotide messenger RNA. Lineage: Eukaryota; Fungi; Ascomycota; Eurotiomycetes; Eurotiales; Aspergillaceae. The record is from the annotation of a GenBank genome assembly.